AAACCGCUGUUCCUCAGCUGAUAUAUGACAUCUACCCCCCUGCAGAAUUUCAGUGCCAGGCUGAAGCCCACCGCCUCAGUUUGUUUUCAGGAGAGUAACGUAAAUGACCCAACAACCAGGAUGAUAGACAAUCAAGAGUUUAUGGUGGAGGCUUACCCGCGGGAGCUCACCCAGAACCCGCUCAGGAAGAUCUGGAUGCCGUGCAAAAACGGCCACAUCGCUCAUAGACGCGUGUGCAUGACAAACUGCCCGACCCUCAUUGUGACAGUUGGACUUCCAGCUCGAGGGAAAACCUACAUUUCAAAGAAGCUCACACGCUACUUAAACUGGAUAGGCGUGCCAACAAAAGAGUUCAAUGUUGGCCAGUACCGGAGGGAGUGCCUGAAAAUCUACAAGUCCUUUGAGUUUUUCCGUCCAGACAAUGAAGAAGGCCUAAAAAUCAGACGUCAGUGCGCUUUGUCAGCUCUUAAUGAUGUACGGCAGUACCUGAGCGUCGAAGGAGGACAGGUUGCGGUCUUUGAUGCCACUAAUACAACAAGAGACAGAAGAAGGACCAUCAUCAUGUUUGCUGAGCAGAAUGGAUACAGGGUUUUUUUUGUGGAGUCUGUGUGUGAAGACCCAGAGGUCAUUGCCCAAAAUAUAGUGCAAGUUAAGCUGGGAAACCCAGACUACAUUGACUGCAACUCAGAUGAGGCCAUCAAGGACUUCAUGAAGAGAAUAAAGUGUUAUGAGUCAUCCUACCAGCCUCUGGAUGAGGUUCUCGACAGGGAUCUGUCCUACAUAAAGAUAAUGGACGUGGGCCGUCGUUACCUGGUGAACCGUGUCGUUGACCACGUCCAAAGCCGAAUUGUCUACUACUUGAUGAACAUCCACAUCACACCGCGCUCCAUCUACCUCUGUCGCCACGGUGAGAGCGACCUCAACAUCAAGGGACGCAUCGGAGGAGACUCGGGCUUGUCUGACAGAGGAAAAGAGUUUGCCAAACGUCUGAGGAAUUUCCUCCAGGAGCAAAACAUCAAAAAUCUUAAAGUGUGGACGAGCCAGAUGAAGAGGACAAUCCAGACCGCGGAGAUCCUUGGAGUGUCGUACGAACAGUGGAAAUCUCUCAAUGAAAUUGACGCUGGCGUGUGUGAGGAGAUGAUGUAUGAGGAAAUCCAAGAGCGUUACCCUCUGGAGUUUGCCCUGAGAGACCAAGACAAAUACCGGUAUCGCUAUCCGAAAGGAGAGUCAUAUGAAGACCUGGUUCAGCGGCUGGAGCCUGUGAUCAUGGAGUUGGAGAGACAGGAGAACGUUUUGGUGAUUUGUCACCAGGCAGUCUUGCGCUGUCUUCUUGCAUAUUUCCUGGACAAGACUGCAGAUGAGUUGCCUUAUCUUAAGUGCCCUUUGCACACAGUACUGAAGUUGACCCCAGUGGCUUAUGGAUGUGAAGUGGAGUCUUUCUGUUUAAGCGUGGAUGCUGUAAACACACAAAGAGACAGACCAGAGAGAUUGUAAACUUUCACUCACACGUUCACUGUCCGUCCUCCAGUGAUCCCUGACAGCAAUCAAAACAACUGUGAAGUUGCUUAUUAUUGACAUUUCUACCUCUUUUCUCAUCAGCUAUGACUUUGACUUUUUCCUCAGGUUUGCCAUCUGAGUAAGAGCUGCAUGCUCAGAUGGCUGUUUUAAGAUAAAUAAAUUAUCUGUGUGCGCUCAUGAACAUGUACCAAUAGCUUUGUGUUAGACUGUGGUUGUGUGAAACGUUGUGUUUGGAGUUAGGCAGGUGGUUGAUAGUGUCAGAGUGAGUAAAGGGUAUAUGUAUGCUAAUCAAAUAAAAAAAAAAAACAGAAAUUGCACGUUUUAUGCUGUGAAGUACAUUUUUAACUUUGUUUUAAAUCUAUUUUCUCAGUAGAUGAUGUUUUCAGUUCUGGUUGAUGUGUAAUUUAACUGAACACAAGUGAACUCGUACACCUCAGCAUUGAUUCUGUUUACUGCAGUGGUCUCACUGACUGAAGUCGACCCAUCCUGUGUUAUUGUCUUAAGUUUAAAUAUGUGGCAAGUGUGUGAACACAAUGAGGAAAAAUAACAGGGGCACUCCAUCAGUGUUUUUAAGUUGUUUUAAUGGCAUUUCAAAAAAUUAAUUUAUUUCUGAUUGUGGCUGAUUUGUAUUUACAUUCAUUAUUUAUAGACGUGUAUUUUAAUGUAGCUUGUUUUCUUAACUAUGUGAUGGAGACUGUUGCUUUAAAUCUCAACAUUUUUGCUGCUUCUAAAAUGAUUCACAGUUUCACCAUUGCGAUGUAGGCUUUGUGUCUGUGCUACCAAAGUGAACAUGUCGAACCUCCAAUAGAACCAAUAAGUUGUUUUACAAAAAAUCAGCAUUAAUGUUAACUUGCUGCUGGAUACAAAAAGACUUUGAUUUAAUUGAAUGUAACAUCAUUUCUUCUCAACUGUGUUGAGUCUUACACAUUGUACACAUAAAAAUCUAGAUAAAAAUAAAUACGUUUGUUUCUCACACUAUUCUUUUGGUCAAAGUGUUUAUUUUGUCAAAGCUAAAUUACACAAAGUGAUUACACUUAACGCAGAAAACUGACUUCAAGUCAUACAUGUCAGUGGGGUGUGGGUAGAUGUUUGAUCAGCGGGCUGAUAUUAGCCGUUUGGUGAUGUGUUAACACUGAUGUUUAUAACAGCUGAAAAAUGUAAAUUGAGUGUUGCUGUGGUACAAUUUAUGCAUGGUUUCUCCACCAGAGGGCACUCUGCAGCUUCCCUGUUAGCAACACACAUUUGGAAGGCCACAAAUAACAACCAGCGGGUCUGAGUAGCCGGGCUGAAUAAAUAACUACACAUUACAAAAGUAUCAGUGUAUAUGAAUGUCAGGUUUUUAAAUAACCAAAUAUCAGUAUUAACAAAUCUGACAUCAGUCGUGCUCGAGUGUGAAACGGAAUAAGUUAUAAAUAAUUAAGCUGUGUAUCAAUACUUGUACAAUUAAAUGCUAGCUUCUGUAAUGCCCUUUUAACACAUAUUAAAAAUCUGUUUGACUUUCGUACCGCUAAAGGCCUCUGGAAUAUGUUUUAAUUAUUUGAAAUCAACAGUUUAAACAGAUUUUUUUUAAUGUCAUCAUUAAGAAUCACUGUAGCUGCACUCACAAGGUCUGCUACUAUCACCUCAUGAGACAAUGGCUCAUUCUUAUAGUGAAUAUGGAAAUCAGGUAAUUAAUGAACAAGUGAAUUAAUGUAAAACUAAAUGUAACUCAGUUUUUUCCUCUCG
Pelmatolapia mariae (spotted tilapia) is the source of this 3243-nucleotide messenger RNA. RefSeq names its product 6-phosphofructo-2-kinase/fructose-2,6-biphosphatase 4b (gene pfkfb4b). Gene Ontology annotation, molecular function: 6-phosphofructo-2-kinase activity; ATP binding; fructose-2,6-bisphosphate 2-phosphatase activity. The transcript is spliced from 14 exons. Gene Ontology annotation, biological process: fructose metabolic process; fructose 2,6-bisphosphate metabolic process. Lineage: Eukaryota; Metazoa; Chordata; Actinopteri; Cichliformes; Cichlidae. The coding region runs from base 25 to 1494 and encodes 489 amino acids. Gene Ontology annotation, cellular component: cytosol. The record is from RefSeq and is a predicted model, not a curated record.